GACCCGUUGCGCAUGCGCUGAAGACUGUGUGUACGGAAGUGCCGUGUGCGCGUGUGGCUGGAGGUGGAGAUGAUCAAACACGUUUUCUUAACUGGACCUCCAGGUGUGGGGAAGACCACUCUGGUCCAGAAGGCCUGCGAUGCCCUGGCGUCCUCAGGCGUGGGGGUGGAGGGCUUUUACACCGAGGAGGUCCGGGACCGAGGCCGGAGGGUGGGCUUCGAUGUCGUCACGGUGACGGGGGACAGAGGUCGCCUGUCCAGAGUCAGGGACGCUGCUGGUCCACCUCAGGCCCGACGGGAGUUCACCGUGGGCCAGUAUGUGGUGGAUUUACCCUCGUUUGAGAGCCUGGCCCUCCCCCUGUUCACAAAGGCGGCGUCCGAUGGCGGCGACAGGAAAGUAUUUGUCAUCGACGAGAUCGGGAAGAUGGAGCUGUUCAGCAAGGCGUUUGUCCAGGCGGUGAGGCGGACCCUGGACUCGUCCUGCUCUGUCCUGGGCACCAUCCCUGUUCCCAAGGGGAGGCCUCUGGGUCUGGUGGAGGAGGUCCGGACCCGCAGGGAUGUCAAGGUUUUCACGGUGACUAAAGACAACAGAGAUGCUCUUCUCCCAGACAUUUUAAGAACACUAGAGGAAUGUGUAAAACAUGAGGCCUGAGGUGCAGAUGCAGCAGCUGAUGUGAACCCUGUGUUCCCUGUUCGCUUCGUGGAUUUGCUGUUGGUCUUCAGGGUUGAACGUUGUACUCUCGUCUUCCCCGGUUGCUGAUGAGUUAGUGUGUCACAUGCAUACAUGCAUGCAUCCAUUCAGUUUUUUCUUACUCAUCCUGCCUCAAAAUGGAUUGCACAUUAAAUAAUUGAUUGUGAGCUGGAACGCAGUGAGGGGAUUGUUGAGUUAUUGUGUAACUGGCCUUUCCUCCAACGACGCCUUCUCCUCUUCCAUUUUCUGAUGUUCUUCCUCCUCUAGAUGUUCUUAUUUAUUUAGGUAUCGACAAAAUGGCUCAGUUUGUUUCAUCCUUUUCUUUGCUGUGUGACCCUCUUUGUGUUACUUUAGUCGACCUUACGAUGUGCUUAUUGAAAGUCGAUCAAUAUUUAACAGUGGAACUAUGUGUAAUCCGUUCAUGGUUUAUUCAUUUACCAGCAGGAAAAAAAAAAGACAGAAAUAAACAGUGUUUUUCAGCUGCUUUAUUUCCUCUGGUUUUGAUUUUAAAGAUGGAAACUGAUUUUCUGUUCUUCAGUUCUGAUGUUUUCAUACAGAGUUGUGAUUAAUACGCAGCAGAACAAAUAAAUAUGUUCCAUAGUG
This is a messenger RNA of Sphaeramia orbicularis (orbiculate cardinalfish), 1293 nucleotides long. It is a transcript of the gene ntpcr, whose product is annotated as nucleoside-triphosphatase, cancer-related. NCBI's taxonomy places the organism in Eukaryota, Metazoa, Chordata, Actinopteri, Kurtiformes, Apogonidae. Gene Ontology annotation, molecular function: ATP hydrolysis activity. The record is from RefSeq and is a predicted model, not a curated record. The transcript is spliced from 5 exons. Bases 70 to 651 code for a protein of 193 amino acids.